AUGGUGCUUGAUAUGGAUUUGUUUCGUGAAGAAAAGGGUGGUAACCCUGAAAUGAUUCGCGCUUCGCAGCGGCAUCGUUAUCAAGAUUCUACGUUAGUCGACAAGGUAAUCGAAAUUGACCAAGCAUGGAGGAAAGCUCGUUUUCUUCUGGAUGUUUUAAACCGUCAGAAAAAUGUGUUGAGUAAAGCGAUUGGUGAAAAGAUGAAGAAAAAAGAGAAUCAAGGUGCAGAUGACAAUGUCGACAACACCAUAGUAUCGAAAUUGGAGUCCCUAAAAGUAGAAGAUCUAAAUGGUUUGACUGUAACACAAAUAAAGAAAUUACGGGUUCUUCUAGACGACAAGAUCUCCGAGACGAAGGUAUCAAUGGAUAAUUUGGAAGUGGAGCGACAUCAAAACCUCGUGCAAAUUGGAAAUAUUGUCCAUGACAGCGUUCCGGUUUCAGACGAUGAGGCGAAUAACCGAGUAGAGCGUACUUAUGGUGAUAUCACUAUCAAAAAGAAGUACUCACACGUAGAUCUUGUUGUAAUGAUUGAUGGCUUCGAUGGAGACCGUGGGACAGCAGUGGCCGGCGGUAGAGGUUAUUUUCUCAAAGGACCACUUGUAUUUCUCGAACAAGCGGUGGUCCAGUUGGCGCUGCAGAAACUGGGAGAGAAAGGUUUCACUCCACUUUAUACCCCAUUCUUCAUGCGUAAGGAAGUGAUGCAGGAGGUAGCUCAACUGAGCCAAUUCGAUGAAGAGUUGUACAAAGUGAGCGGAAAAGGAUCUGAAGUUGCAGGGGAUAGCUCUGUCGAUGAAAAAUAUCUGAUUGCUACGUCUGAGCAACCUAUAGCAGCUUUUCACAGGAACGAGUGGCUCAAGGAAUCGGAUCUGCCUAUAAAAUACGCUGGAAUAUCAACCUGUUUCCGGCAAGAAGUGGGUAGCCAUGGAAGAGAUACUAGAGGGAUUUUCCGAGUGCACCAAUUUGAGAAAGUUGAGCAAUUUGUUAUCUGCUCGCCGAACGAUAAUGAAUCGUGGCGGAUGUUCGACGAGAUGAUGGGCAAUGCUGAGAAUUAUUGCCAGUUGCUGGGUAUUCCCUAUCAAAUCGUGUGUAUUGUUUCCGGUGAACUGAACAACGCUGCUUCUAAGAAACUUGAUCUCGAAGCGUGGUUCCCGGGCUCAGGAGCUUUCCGAGAACUAGUGUCAUGUUCGAAUUGUCUAGACUAUCAGGCUCGGAGAUUAAGGGUCCGAUAUGGAAUGACAAAAAAGAUGGACGGAGAAGUUCCAUUCGUGCAUAUGUUGAACGCAACAAUGUGCGCGACGACUAGAGUUCUUUGUGCUUUGUUGGAAAACUACCAGACUGAAGAAGGAAUCGUUGUACCUGAGGUUCUUCAUCCAUUCAUGCCUGAAAGGUACCGUAAGUUUAUCCCAUUUGUCAAACCUGCUCCAAUCGACGAGGAUUCAAAAAAGAAGCCAGGGAAGUAG
This is a messenger RNA of Necator americanus (New World hookworm), 1461 nucleotides long. RefSeq lists its product as uncharacterized. The coding region runs from base 1 to 1461 and encodes 486 amino acids. The record is from RefSeq and is a predicted model, not a curated record. Gene Ontology annotation, cellular component: cytosol. Gene Ontology annotation, molecular function: ATP binding; serine-tRNA ligase activity; tRNA binding. Gene Ontology annotation, biological process: seryl-tRNA aminoacylation. NCBI's taxonomy places the organism in Eukaryota, Metazoa, Nematoda, Chromadorea, Rhabditida, Ancylostomatidae. The transcript has 15 exons.